GAGGCAGGUGUCAGAGAAACCCCACCUAUGCAAUGCGACAAGACAUGGCGGAGAGGGGGGGUUCUAUGGCAUGAUGGCGCCCAGAGGACUCAACCGUUUGCCUGCCCGCUGCCGAAGACUUCUGUUGAGAAACCAAAGCCGGGGUGGAAACAGAUGGCGGGCGGCAAACAAGGGGACAAUUGCAAGAUAUAGGUACACGCCACACAAGCACCCCAUCCUCAAGGACAAGGAAAGCAAGCGACAAACUGAGCGCUGACCUUCCCGACCCCCCUCGGGUGCUUCCGACAACUUGUCCCAGCUGCAGCCCCGCCGUCUUGGGCUGGACGAUGAAGGCGGCUAGCUGUCACUUCCAUCAAUCCUCAUCCCUAGCGCGCGUUCUGCAGGUACCGUGGGUACGCUGUGUCAAAGAUCCACUGGGCCGCCCACGAGGCAUCGCGCCCUUGGUCGGCGGCUCUGUGUUGUCGCUGUCGUGGUCUGCCAGCCACCUAUGGAUGACCCCAGGGCAAAGCCCAACAAGGGGCCCAGUGGACCGUUCAGUCAACGCCAACUCUGCUUCCGGGGAGCAAUCGUCCCAACUCGGAAUGGCGGGGCACCUGCCACAAUUGAUUGGACGCCGAUCAUCUGUUGUUCCUUCCGCAAGCAGCCUCGAGUGAGCUUCUAUUCCCAAAUCCCGGUGCCCAACCCCCGGAAGCAGCCCAAAUAAAGAAAUCAAAUGCCAGUGGCUUUCUGUCUGCGCUCGCGAGACUCUCAGCUGCUUGAACCUUGUGUGAUUUUUGGUCCUUUUCAAAGCAGCAUUGCCCUCGAGACAGCGCCCCUAUUGUAUUUGAUUGCUGCAAAUUUCUAUUCAGAAUCCCUGCCCACGCUCCUCACCGACGCUUCGUCGAAGCCAAGCCUCCCCACCAUUCCUGCCAUCGGAGCUUUUGUCUACACCGCCCAUCACCACCCUCCCGCCUGCACCUCAAGCUGCCUGCAAGAUAUUGCCCUCGCUGCACCUAGGUUAGCUAGGUAGUUGUGGAACAGACCUGCCUAUAUCUCAUUUCUACAUAUUGUCUUCCCAUUGCUCUCGCCGCAUCUUGCGCCGCCACAAGGAUGCCCUUUGGGAUAUUCUCGAGCCGGUGGGCCGGCGUUUUAACUGGGAGGAUCACAAAAAAGCAAAGUCCGCCCAGCUCCUGCGACCCCGCGAAAUCUAAGGUCGCAUACCAAAAGCCAGCCCUAUCCGGUCUCUUGUCACCCCCUUCUACAAUCAAGGUUGUUCGAGAUGAUGUUGUCAUCAAGACUGAAGAGGUGGACUCGGAGGAUGAGGACGACUUUGCGUCCCCUACCAGGGACCAGAGGGUCGCGGUCGACUCGACGACCCGUUGCGACCAAGACAUCCUGCCUUCUGUGGAGCGAAGCACCAGUCCAGAAGAGAUGAUUCUGCUGCCAAGCAUCGAAACAAGUCUUCUCGGUAGACUCAGAGGAGGGAACCUCGAAAAUUCCGACGAUGGCAGCGACGAGGCUGAAUAUGGCGACAACCCUGACGGCGAAGAUCAUUCGGAUCAACGCGACGAGGAAUUCGAGCCAGAGGCAAGCCCCGACUUCCCAGCAGGCCGCUGGAAUAUUCCAGAAGAAAUUCUGGAGCAAUAUCAGGAUUUGCGGCGCGGAGUUGGAGGCUCCGAGACCUGGACAGCGACCGAGUCCCAUCUGCACAGACUCCUUGGGCUGCGGGGUCACCACCCCCUCAUGCCGGGCGAGUGGAAGCGAGACUUCACGGGGUUCAAUCUGGAGGACAUCCUCUUUGCGCCGGUCGGGUCCGGAAAUGCCGUCGCGCUGCGGACCGUCACGUCAGGGAUGAGUGCGCAAUUUCGAGCAACCAAAGCGCUUGGGCGAAUCUUUAGCCUUCCGGCACGUGUGGGCGACUUGCGCCGGGAGGGUGACGAAGACAAAUACCCCAAGCUCAUUGCCACCCUGAUAGAGAAGGAGAUCCUUCGCUACCUUUCAUGGGUCCAAAAAGACGCCGGCCUAGACAGGCUUUUCUACGCGAGCAACAUCGGCGUGUACCGUUUGAGGGAAGACAGCACCGAGGCCGAGAUAACCGAGCAGCUCAACUCUCUGAUGACCGAGUGGGCUGACGGAUACCGCGAGUGGUAUGUGGAGAUGGGUAUUAAGGGCGCCCCACGCACACUCUUCGCGCUGGUUGUACUUCAGCACAUUGUCUUUGUCAUAACGCGCGACGCCAGCGACCCCGAUGGAAAGAACCGGUUCCUGGCCCAACUUGACCUCUCGCGGUCCGAUGGUCGUUGGCUUGACCACGCCCUGAAUCUCGCCCUCCCUAUCAACCUAGCCAGGGAUGGCAUGGUGCGGGUGAUGGACAACUUCGCCGUGAAGCCCGGCGCAGACGAGGAUUCCGACCCCGAUGCCUAGGGGGCAGGGCCGUGUUAGAGGCCAGAAUGGGGCAGUGGACAAAAACUGCAUGCGUUUUAGUUGGCGGAUAUUUUCUCAUAUUUCUCGAGGCAUCUUUCUGGCCCGUUGGCGGCGUGGGCAAGGCUGUUUCGGGCCCAUAUCAUGGUUGUUUUCUUCGUUUUGUUUACUCCUGGUGUUUCUCGGGAGAGAUUUAGAUACCCCCUUUCGUUGAUGCGUUGUCACACCGGACGGCUGUUACCCAGCCUACGAGAAAUCAUUUCCCUCGGCAUCGCCGUGCAUUCAUGCAUGCUCAUUCCUCCUCGCCAAAUGGCGGUCAUUUGUCUCCUGACCUUUGGGGUCUUCUACGUUCAUGGUAUUUACGUGCGGUGUAGCCGAUAAAACCCCACCACUGGCCGAAGGAAUUUACCGGUAGCCCAGAAUGUGGUGAUUGCGUCAACGCUCCGGCGAAGAGAGUGUUGGCAGUUUUUGUUCUGGAUCCUGCCAAGAGCUGUGGCUCAGAUGGAUCGAAGGGGAAAAGGAAAGAAAGGGAGGCACAGCAGAUUCCUCAACCUCCCUGCGUCGGGGUUUCCGGGCAAAAGCUGCGUGCGGUCUUUCCAUGAUAUGAC
This is a messenger RNA of Gaeumannomyces tritici R3-111a-1, 3008 nucleotides long. RefSeq lists its product as hypothetical. The transcript has 3 exons. NCBI's taxonomy places the organism in Eukaryota, Fungi, Ascomycota, Sordariomycetes, Magnaporthales, Magnaporthaceae. Bases 1090 to 2403 code for a protein of 437 amino acids. The record is from RefSeq and is a predicted model, not a curated record.